CUUGUUGGUGGACCUACCGAUGCUGAAGGGAGAGUAGAGGUUUUGUAUGAUGGAUCCUGGGGUACUAUCUGUGAUGAAAGCUGGGAUAUGAGCGACGCCAGGGUGGUUUGUAAAAUGCUUGGGUUUGAUGGAGCCUUGGGUACACCAGGAGCUGCUAGAUUCGGUCAGGGAUCUGGAAUCAUUUUUCUUAAUGAAGUCGAAUGUAACAGAGCUAAAGAUAACCUAGCAGACUGUUUUCAUCGAGGGAUUGGAAAUUGGAGUUACUGUGGUCAUGAACGAGAUGCAGGUGUAAUUUGCUACUCAGGAGACCCCUUAAGAAUUCGUCUUGUUGGUGGACAUACCAAUGCUGAAGGGAGAGUAGAGGUUUUGUUUGAUGGAUCAUGGGGUACUAUCUGCGAUACCCGAUGGGAUCUCAGAGACGCCAGGGUGGUUUGUAGGAUGCUGGGGUUUGAUGGAGCCUUGGGUACACCAGGAGCUGCUAGAUUCGGUCAGGGAUCUGGAAUCAUUUUUCUUGAUGAAGUCGAAUGUUACGGAGCUAAAGACAACCUAGCAGACUGUUUUCAUCGAGGGAUUGGAAAUUGGAGUUACUGUGGUCAUGAAAGAGAUGCAGGUGUAAUUUGCUACUCAGGAGACCCCUUUGAAAUUCGUCUUGUUGGCGGACCUACCGAUGCUGAAGGGAGAGUAGAGGUUUUGUAUGAUGGAUCCUGGGGUACUAUCUGUGAUGAAAGCUGGGAUCUGAGCGACGCCAGGGUGGUUUGUACAAUACUUGGGUUUGAUGGAGCCUUGGGUACACCAGGAGCUGCUUGGUUCGGUCAGGGAUCUGGAAUCAUUUUUCUUGAUGAAGUCGAAUGUUACGGAGCUAAAGACAACCUAGCAGACUGUUUUCAUCGAGGGAUUGGAAAUUGGAGUUACUGCGGUCAUGAAAGAGAUGCAGGUGUAAUUUGCUACUCAGGAGACCCCUUAAGAAUUCGUCUUGUUGGUGGACCUACCAAUGCUGAAGGGAGAGUAGAGGUUUUGUAUGAUGGAUCAUGGGGUACUAUCUGCGAUAACCGAUGGGAUCUGAGAGACGCCAGGGUGGUUUCUAGGAUGCUGGGGUUUGAUGGAGCCUUGGGUACACCAGGAGUUGCUAAGUUUGGUCAGGGUACUGGAAUAAUUUUUCUUGAUGAGAUCGAAUGUGAUGGAACAGAAGACAACAUAGCAGACUGUUUUCGUCGAGGGAUUGGAAAUUGGAGUUACUGCGGUCAUGAAAGAGAUGCAGCUGUCAUUUGCUACUUAGGAGACCCCUUUGAAAUUCGUCUUGUUGGCGGACCUACCGAUGCUGAAGGGAGAGUAGAGGUUUUGUAUGAUGGAUCCUGGGGUACUAUCUGUGAUGAAAGCUGGGAUCUGAGCGACGCCAGGGUGGUUUGUACAAUGCUUGGGUUUAAUGGAGCCUUGGGUACACCAGGAGCUGCUAGGUUCGGUCAGGGAUCUGGAAUAAUUUUUCUUGAUGAAGUCGAAUGUUACGGAGCUAAAGACAACCUAGCAGACUGUUUUCAUCGAGGGAUUGGAAAUUGGAGUUACUGCGGUCAUGAAAGAGAUGCAGCUGUCAUUUGCUACUUAGGAGACCCCUUUGACAUUCGUCUUGUUGGCGGACCUACCGAUGCUGAAGGGAGAGUAGAGGUUUUGUAUGAUGGAUCCUGGGGUACUAUCUGUGAUGAAAGCUGGGAUCUGAGCGACGCCAGGGUGGUUUGUACAAUGCUUGGGUUUAAUGGAGCCUUGGGUACACCAGGAGCUGCUAGGUUCGGUCAGGGAUCUGGAAUAAUUUUUCUUGAUGAAGUCGAAUGUUACGGAGCUAAAGACAACCUAGCAGACUGUUUUCAUCGAGGGAUUGGAAAUUGGAGUUACUGCGGUCAUGAAAGAGAUGCAGCUGUCAUUUGCUACUUAGGAGACCCCUUUGAAAUUCGUCUUGUUGGCGGACCUACCGAUGCUGAAGGGAGAGUAGAGGUUUUGUAUGAUGGAUCCUGGGGUACUAUCUGUGAUGAAAGCUGGGAUCUGAGCGACGCCAGGGUGGUUUGUACAAUACUUGGGUUUGAUGGAGCCUUGGGUACACCAGGAGCUGCUUGGUUCGGUCAGGGAUCUGGAAUCAUUUUUCUUGAUGAAGUCGAAUGUUACGGAGCUAAAGACAACCUAGCAGACUGUUUUCAUCGAGGGAUUGGAAAUUGGAGUUACUGCGGUCAUGAAAGAGAUGCAGGUGUAAUUUGCUACUCAGGAGACCCCUUUGAAAUUCGUCUUGUUGGCGGACCUACCAAUGCUGAAGGGAGAGUAGAGGUUUUCUAUGAUGGAUCAUGGGGUACUAUCUGCGAUAACCGAUGGGAUCUGAGAGACGCCAGGGUGGUUUGUAGGAUGCUGGGGUUUGAUGGAGCCUUGGGUACACCAGGAGCUGCUUGGUUCGGUCAGGGAUCUGGAAUCAUUUUUCUUGAUGAAGUCGAAUGUUACGGAGCUAAAGACAACCUAGCAGACUGUUUUCAUCGAGGGAUUGGAAAUUGGAGUUACUGCGGUCAUGAAAGAGAUGCAGGUGUAAUUUGCUACUCAGGAGACCCCUUAAGAAUUCGUCUUGUUGGCGGACCUACCGAUGCUGAAGGGAGAGUAGAGGUUUUGUAUGAUGGAUCCUGGGGUACUAUCUGCGAUGACUGGUGGGAUCUGGCAGGCGCCAGGGUGGUUUGUAGAAUGAUUGGGUUUGAUGGAGCCUUGGGUACACCAGGAGCUGCUAGGUUCGGUCAGGGUACUGGAAUAAUUAUUCUUGAUGAGGUCCAAUGUGAUGGAACAGAAGACAACCUAGCAGACUGUUUUCAUCGAGGGAUUGGAAAUUGGAGUUACUGCGGUCAUGAAAGAGAUGCAAGUGUCAUUUGCUACUCAGGAGAUCCCUUUGAAGUUCGCCUUGUUGGCGGACCUACCGAUGCUGAAGGGAGAGUAGAGGUUUUGUAUGAUGGAUCCUGGGGUACUAUAUGCGAUGACUGGUGGGAUCUGGAAGACGCCAGGGUGGUGUGUAGGAUGCUGGGGUUUGAUGGAGCUUUGGGUACACCAGGAGCUGCUAGGUUUGGUCAGGGUACUGGAAUAAUUAUUCUUGAUGAGGUCCAAUGUUUCGGAGUUGAAGACAACCUAGCAGACUGUUUUCAUCGAGGGAUUGGAAAUUGGAGUUACUGCGGUCAUGAAAGAGAUGCAGGAGUCAUUUGCUACUCAGGAGACCCCUUUGAAAUUCGUCUUGUUGGUGGACCUACCAAUGCCGAAGGGAGAGUAGAGGUUUUGUAUGAUGGAUCCUGGGGUACUAUCUGUGAUGAUGACUGGGAUCUUAGAGACGCCAGUGUGGUAUGUAGGAUGUUGGUGUUUGAUGGAGCCUUGGGAACAACGACAUCUGCUAGGUUCGGUCAGGGAUCUGGCCGAAUCCUUUUAACCAAGGUCGAAUGUUUUGAGACAGAAAACAACCUAGCAGACUGUUUUCAUCGAGGAAUUGGAAAUUGGAGUUACUGCGGCCAUGAAAGGGAUGCAGGUGCCGUUUGUUACUCAGGAGAGCAUCCAAACCCAUUCAAAGUUCGUCUGGUCGGUGGAUCUAACGAAGCUGAAGGGAGAGUAGAGGUACUACAUGACGGAUCAUGGGGAACUAUCUGUGAUGAUGACUGGGAUCUACGAGACGCCAGGGUGGUUUGUAGGAUGCUGGGGUUUGGUGGAGCCUUGGGUGCACCGGGAUCUGCUAGGUUUGGGCAAGGAUCUGGCAUAAUUCUCCUUGAUGAACUCAGUUGCAUUGGCACAGAGGACAACAUAGCAGAAUGUCCGCAUCAAGGGAUCGGAGACCAUGACUGUAUGCACGUUGAAGAUGCAGGCGCCAUUUGUUACACAGGAGAGCACCCGAAUCCAUUACAAGUUCGCCUUUUUGGUGGGUCUACCAAUGUUGAAGGCAGAGUAGAAGUCAUGCAUGAUGGAUCCUGGGGUACUGUUUGUGAUAUCAACUGGGAUCUCAGAGACGCCAGGGUGGUUUGUAGGAUGCUGGGGUUUGAUGGAGCCUUGAAAGCUCCGCGAUCUGCUCGGUUCGGUCAGGGAUCUGGCCGUUCUCUUCUUUACGGCGUCGAGUGUGACGGAACAGAAGGCAACCUAGCAGACUGUGCUCACGCAGGGAUUGGUCGUUACUCAUGUAGCAAUUCGAUGGAUGCAGGAGCUCUUUGUUACUCAGGAAAAAAUCCAGACCCGCUACAGGUUCGCCUUGCUGGUGGGUCAAACGAUGCUGAAGGCAGAGUAGAGGUACUGCAUGACGGAUCCUGGGGUACUAUCUGUGAUGGUUGGUGGGAUGUCAGAGACGCCAGGGUUGUUUGUAGGAUGCGGGGGUUUGAUGGAGCCUUCGAGGCACCGAAAUCUGCUAGGUUUGGCCAGGGUUCUGGUCGCGUUCUUCUAACGUUUGUCAACUGUGAGGGAGGUGAAGACAACUUAGCAGACUGUGCUCAUGCAGGGAUUGGACGGUACACAUGUAACCAUGCAAGAGAUGCAGGAGCCAUUUGUUAUUCUGAAGAUCUACAAUCAAAUAAUGUCCAUGGCGAACUUUUCCUGUGGCUCGUAAUUUGCAUUCCUGUCUCGAGUUUCAUGGUUUUAGCAGCCUUUGUAUUUGGCCUAUGUCAAAGGCGGAUGAAACGGGCGAAACAGAGUUCUGAUACUAGUACAUACAUGGAUUUGAUGCAUUCAAGAAGUGUAGACCGUCAGGACUUAACUUAUCAAGAUCUGAGUUCUCCACCGAAAUUACCGGAACGCUGGUCAGCCGUUACUUCUCCACAUAACAAAUCACAAAUAAUCUCUACAGAAAGUGAAAGUCCGACCGACGUCAGCCAUGACUACACGGACAUAAACACCGUUUUCGAUAAAAAAUCCAAUUCUCAUGAUGAAAUUAAUGAUGAUUUUCUUUCAUCAACUGCUAAAGAUUCAGAGCCAAGGGUGUACAUGGAGAUAGGAAAGAAAUCAGGUGAAGCAUAUUAUGAAAAUCGAAUAAGGGUAAAAAGAAAGACAGAGAUUAGUAGAAAUGAUGUUUCUCAUAAAUAUAUGGACAUGAGGCCAAUCGGACAAAAGAACUCAGAAACUCAUGACACAGGGUUUGACGGUUAUCUUCUACCAACCUCUGCAAGCAUGUCCAAGUCAUGUUUGCACUUAUCAGAAGGAACACCUCCCUCUGAUGUGGCAGAAAAUGGCAACAUCACUGUUCAGGAUAAAGCUCACAAGUACAUGAACAUGAAUAUUGCGUAUCAAAAGCCUGCAUAUGGCUCAGACUUAGAUAUUGAUGGCUAUCUUCUUCCCGAUAUCACGUCAGCAAACACUGACCAAGAUAUUGACGGAUAUCUUCUUCCAAGCUUUACAUCCACCAAACGCAAAGUGAUUCCGAAUAACCAAAGCAAUAUCAACAGGUCCAACCAACAGCAGAAAGUUCAUCAGUGGAAUAAAUAUUACGGGAGAUCAUGGAUGACCGUUUGUGGUGUCUGGUGGGGUCUCGAAGAUGCUAGGAUAUUAUGCAGAAUGCUCGGUUACGACGGGGCCUUGGAGGCGGGAAGAAUAACAAGGUUUGGUCAUGGAUCUGGUGGUAUUCUUUUUGUCGACUGUUACGGAUCAGAAGAGAGCCUAACAAACUGUUCCGAUAUAUCUGACGCAACCACUUAUUGUAAACACGAAUGGGAUGCAGGAGUCAUCUGCUACUCAGGAGACCCCUUUGAAAUUCGUCUUGUUGGCGGACCUACCAAUGCUGAAGGGAGAGUAGAGCUUUUGUAUGAUGGAUCCUGGGGUACUAUCUGUGAUGAUGACUGGGAUCCCCAAAAAUGUGUUCCUGGCACUCCAGUUGAUGCACAGAUAUGUGUUCAUGAGCGACCCCUAACGAUGAUUGGUCAAGGAAGUACGAUGAGAUCGUCUGGCCAGCGGUUUCAUAACCACGAUGAGCGGAUUCUGACCCACCAUGACAUAAAACGUGACAGUAGCCACGAAUAUACAGAAAUGGGAACCACAACCAAGACUGUUUCCGCGAACAGGGAGGAACAUAGCUAUGCUUAUAACAUCCAUCCAACAAGAAGGCAAGAAGACUCACGUGAGUCGACAGGUAAUGGGCAGUUCAUCAAUCAAAACAAACCACAAGGAUCAUGGAUGGCCGUUUGUGGUGGUGUCUUGUUUAAUCUCAAUGAUGCUAGGAUAGUAUGCAGAAUGCUCGGUUACGACGGGGUCUUGGAGGCGGGAAGAUUAACAAGGUUUGGUCAUGGAUCUGAUGGUAUUCUCUUUGUCGACUGUUCCGGAUCAGAAGAGAGCCUUGUAGGCUGUUACGACGUAUCUGAUGCAACAACUUAUUGUGAACACAAAUGGGAUGCAGGUGCCAUCUGCUACUCAGGAGAUCCCUUUGAAGUUCGUCUUGUAGGUGGAACUAAUGAUGCUGAAGGUAGAGUAGAGGUGUUGUAUAAUGGAUCAUGGGGAACUGUAUGUGGCAUCAGCUGGGAUCUGAGAGACGCGUGGGUGGUUUGUGCAAUGCUGGGGUUUGAUGGAGCCUUGGAAGCACCAAGAUCUGCUAGGUUUAGUGAGGGUUAUGGGCCAAUUCUUCUUGAUUGGGUUGAAUGUUAUGGAACAGAAGACAGCAUUGCUGACUGUAUUCAUCGAGGGAUUGGAGAUUGGAGUUACUGCGGUCAUGACAGGGAUGCAGGUGUUAUUUGUUACUCAGGAGAUCCCUUUGAAGUUCGUCUUGCUGGCGGAUCUAACAAUGAAGGGAGAGUAGAGGUUUCUUACAACGGAUCCUGGGGAACUAUCUGUGAUGAUGAAUGGGAUCUGCGAGACGCCAGGGUGGUUUGUAGGAUGCUGAGGUUUGGUGGAGCCUUGGAAGCACCGAGAUCUGCUCGAUUUGGGCAAGGAUUUGGUCGAGUCCUUCUAACUUGGGUCGGAUGCGAUGGAACUGAGGAUAACCUAGCUGACUGUAUUCAUCGAGGGAUUGGAGAUUGGAGUUACUGCGAUCAUGACAGGGAUGCAGGUGUCAUUUGUUACUCAGGAGCAAAUCCAGACCCAUUCAAAGUACGUCUUGUCGGUGGAUCUAAUGAUGCUGAAGGCAGAGUAGAGGUCAUGCAUAACGGAUCCUGGGGAACCAUAUGUGAUGAUGACUGGGAUCUGAGAGACGCCCGGGUGGUUUGCAAGAUGCUGGGGUUUGAUGGAGCUUUGGAAGCCCCGAGAUCUGCUAGAUUUGGUCAAGGAUCUGGUCAUAUUUUGCUAAACUAUGCCAGCUGUGAAGGAACUGAAGACAACCUAGCAGAUUGUGCUCAUCCAGGGAUCGGGCGGUACUCUUACUCAUGUAGCCAUGCAAUGGAUGCAGGAGCCAUUUGUCUCUCAGAAAUUCGCCUUGCUGGAGGAUUAAACGAUGCUGAAGGGAGAGUAGAGGUACUACAUGACGGAUCCUGGAGAACUAUAUGUGAUGAUGACUGGGAUCUUAGAGACGUCAGGGUGGUGUGUAGGAUGCUUGGGUUUGAUGGAGCCUUGGAAGCCCCGCGAUCUGCAAGGUUCGGCCAUGGUUCUGGUCCUAUUCAUCUUCUUUUUGUCGGGUGUGAUGGAACAGAAGACAACCUAGCAGACUGUUCUCAUGUUGGGAUUGGUCGUUUCUCAUGUAGCCAGUCAAGGAAUGCGGGAGCCAUUUGUUUUUCUAGAGGUAGGUUAGGGAUCGAUUUUGUUUACGACUUGGGUUUCUGA
Molecule: messenger RNA, 7713 nt
Organism: Lytechinus pictus (painted urchin)
Lineage: Eukaryota; Metazoa; Echinodermata; Echinoidea; Temnopleuroida; Toxopneustidae
Product: deleted in malignant brain tumors 1 protein-like
Exons: 23
Coding region: 88-7713 (2541 amino acids)
Cellular component (GO): membrane
Source: RefSeq, a predicted model, not a curated record